Messenger RNA from Carassius carassius (crucian carp), 3041 nucleotides. It is a transcript of the gene atp6v0b, whose product is annotated as ATPase H+ transporting V0 subunit b. Gene Ontology annotation, cellular component: proton-transporting V-type ATPase, V0 domain. The record is from RefSeq and is a predicted model, not a curated record. The coding region runs from base 195 to 815 and encodes 206 amino acids. The transcript has 8 exons. Gene Ontology annotation, biological process: proton transmembrane transport. Lineage: Eukaryota; Metazoa; Chordata; Actinopteri; Cypriniformes; Cyprinidae. Gene Ontology annotation, molecular function: proton-transporting ATPase activity, rotational mechanism.
UCGUCACAUGAUCAGCUGAUGACUCCUUCCCUCUGAUGGAUGCAGGAUUUCCAGCCUUCACCGCUUCGAAGGGCUCGCAGGAAUCAAUUUCUCUUCAAAUUACAAUCAUCUAACAGAAAAUAACAUCACAGUAGCUUUAGGUGUGUUCGCGGGAAAACCUUUAGAUAGCAAAACUGGCUCUGCUGUUGGAGUGGAUGAUGAACGGGCACGCAGUUUUAUACACCGGGGUCACUUUGGCCUUCUGGACGACCAUCCUGAUCGUCGGUAUUUGCUAUACGAUAUUUGACCUUGGGUUUCGAUUUGAUGUAGCAUGGUUUUUAACAGAGACUUCUCCAUUUAUGUGGGCUAAUCUUGGAAUUGGCCUGGCCAUCUCUCUCUCUGUUGUUGGAGCUGCAUGGGGGAUUUAUAUCACUGGAUCCAGCAUCAUUGGUGGUGGAGUCAAAGCCCCUAGAAUCAAGACCAAAAAUCUUGUCAGCAUUAUCUUUUGUGAAGCUGUUGCCAUUUAUGGGAUCAUCAUGGCAAUUGUCAUUAGCAAUUUAGCAGAGAACUUCUCUGGUACGACUCCAGAGACUAUUGGUGCAAAGAACUACCAAGCAGGCUUCUCCAUGUUUGGUGCUGGACUCACUGUUGGCUUUUCAAACCUCUUCUGUGGCAUCUGUGUCGGCAUUGUGGGCAGUGGAGCUGCCCUCGCUGAUGCUCAGAAUGCCAGCCUCUUUGUCAAGAUCCUCAUUGUUGAAAUUUUCGGCAGUGCCAUUGGACUGUUUGGAGUGAUUGUAGCCAUCUUGCAGACAUCGAAAGUAAAAAUGGGAGAUUAGAUGACUACACAACCUACAGAUCAAAGAUGCUGUGUUCAACAGGAGGUGUAAAUACAUAGUAAAUUAUUUAAAUGUAUUUUCCUUUUGUGUCUGUUUUUAACCAUCAUUUCCUGAAGAUUGAAAUAUGUGCACCAAUUUGUCUUAAAAGAGUGCAUGAUGAUGUCAAAGGCAGAUCUUUGACGACUUUCACACUUAGUUUGGCAUCUCAUAAUUCUGAAAAGGAAAAUAUCACUUCAUGUUUUUGCCCAUACCUCCAUGAUGUAAUAUCAAAUUUAAGAAUUUAUAGAAUUGUUCUUUUUUUUUUAAUCAAAAGGUAUUUUAUUUAUUAAAAUGGCCUAAUAAUAUAAACGGUGAUUCUGCAUAUGGUGACAGAACAGACUGUCCAUAGACCCAGUGUUGGGGUCUGUUUGUAAUCAUCUCAAACUCCAAUAUAUAGUUUGCUGUGAUUGUUCUGUACAGUACAAGAAAAGUGAUACAUUGCAUUAGUGUGGUUCUUUGCAUUGGAUGGGUGUAAAUCGUGAUGUAUUCUUUGAUCACUGUAUGCAAGAAUGCUGUUGUAUUUGCGUGAUGACACCUGGUGUAUCCGGUGUGCUUGACCUGAUCUCACUUUCACUUGUUGUGUUCUUUCAUGUAGCUACUGAAUUCAAGUAAAUGCUAUCUUUGAGAAUACCGUUAUACCAAAACUAUGAUGUUAAAAAAAGAAUAAUACCAGUCAUCUCCAGUUGUAUUUCUACCAGUGUAGACUAGACCCACACUUUGUAGGGCUCUCUUUAGUCCUGGUUGGUUAAAAAUGAGAGGAUAUAAUAAUUUGGUGUGUGUAAAUAUUAAAAGCAGUUUGUUUUUUGUGAAGCAUGAGGGUGUUUGCCAUUCUGUAUUUCCUAGUUGUCUUGUAAUGAUUCUUAUUUAACUUUUUUUUUUUUGAAAAGCAAGAAGUGGUCUUUAUCUCCCAGGACACAGUGGUAAAGCUUGAUUCCACCAUGGGUUAAUAUUAAAUUCCACCAUAUAAAAGUUAAUAUUGACAAAAUUCAUAAUUGUGAAACCUUUUUUCUCAACUUUGAGCUUACAUCUCGCAAUUCUGGGUUUAUAUCUCAUUUCGAUUUUUUUCUUUUUCUCAGAAUUCAGUUUACAUCUUUUAAUUCUAUUUGUAUAUGUAGCAAUUGUGACUUUUGUUCUCAUAAUUGCAAGAAAAAGUCAGACUUGUGAGGUCUAAUUGUAAAUCCAAAUUGUGAGAAUGUACUUUUUUUUUUUUUUUUUUUAAACCCAUGGUGGGAUCAAGUUUCUAUAAGUUACUGUAAACGCUGAACAAUAUGUAAAAAUGUCUUUGCUGUUCACAUCAGUUAUUCCUGAAAACCAUCAUCUAAAAGCAAGUUCAUAGCAGAACAGCACUGCAAACAGUGCGAGCUGGACUUGAAUUGGCCACAGACCUGAGAUUCUGUAUUUAAACCAAUCAAAAUGAGGCUGUAGAUUUUACUGGAUAAUAAGAUCUCAUUUUCACAACCAGAGUUUCUGUUCUCUUGAAAUGUUUUUCGGAAGAUGUAUUUUCAGUGUUGCAUCGGCUGAAAUAUUUAAAGGUACAGUCCAUUUUGCCCUCACAGCCUCAUUUUCAUUCUUGUAAAAGUAAAUAAGGUGUUUUCCCUUUACUAAGGUUAUCUAUCAAACUUGUAAGAUCCGUUGGCAUUCCUUUAGCUCUACUGAAAUACUCUACUAUCUAUAAUGUUUUUGUGAAGUGGAGGUACAUACGAAACAUGAUUUUACUAACUCCUGAAUGUCCAGAAUCAACUUCUGUUAAGUGUCUGUUGAUAUGGUUUAUAUUAUAGGAAUGAUCAAUCAAAUCACAUACUCCAUCUGUAAAGCACUAUGGUCUUGUGAUUCAUUUCCAGUCUAGUGACCAUGAUCAUCUGUUUUCUUGCAAUGGAUCUGUGUAGAGAUUUUUCUUUCUUUUUUUUUGUCACAUGGAUAAGUGUUAAUUUGAAAACAUUCCAGCUUGGAUCCCACUGUGAGGCUGCUUUAAGUCUCAUAAUUGUGGAGCUUCCAGGACCUGGAUCAGCUGUCUGUGGUUUAGUGGUUCAGGAGUUGUGCGGGAAAGAUGAACUCUUAACCAUUUCUUCUGUUUCAGUGAUUGUUAAAUAUGUUAAUGUGGUGAUUCCAUUGUUUUGAUGUAUACAAGUGAAUCCUCUAGACUUAAUAAUUGUCCUUGUAGAAAUAAAAAGAAAUGUGAAAAACGAA